AAGAUCCCUCCUAUCUUGAUCAAAAGUGCUCAUGAUCUCGAAGGCCUGGCAACCAGAGAGCAUUUGGAGAAAGCCCUUUCUCAAGCAGCCAUAGAAUGUGGAGAAGAGGAGGCAUUCUUUUCCCAGCAUUUGGUGCCUAAAGGAGAUAUACCAAGGACAGUGCUGCUAAAGCCCGGGGUGAUCUCAUUCUCUGCGCAUGAUGCGCUAUUACAAGGGCUGAAACAUAGCGGACCCUUUUAUGUCAAAAUACGAUUGGGGAACUACGAGUGA
Messenger RNA from Dovyalis caffra, 270 nucleotides. NCBI's taxonomy places the organism in Eukaryota, Viridiplantae, Streptophyta, Magnoliopsida, Malpighiales, Salicaceae. The record is from the annotation of a GenBank genome assembly.